CUGCCAUGCCUCCUCCGACAGCCAUCCACAACCGCGCGGUGCCCAUCUCGAUGAGUGCUCGAUACAGCGACUUGGCCAUCCUCAGCCCCGCCGACGGACUCGAGCAUCGGAUCUUCCCGGGGGUGGUUCCUGGACCCAUGUCGAUCGGUGCUAUCUACACGCCGAUGGCCAUCGGUCUCCCCGGAGGCCUGAUUCCUACCUACUCCAUGCCGCUCGACAACACAAACGGCCGAGGCUUUGCCGAGACCAUCAUCCAGGGCUCUGGCUGCUAUUCCACCGGCUUGGUCGAGCGCAUUUGAGAUGACAACCGCAAGGUGCAACUCGUGCGCUCGGGCUCGGUUACCAUGAACUUUUCGACCCGCAGAGUCUCCGCUUUGGCCGGUCUCUCCCUGACCCAGUCCCUUGCAUUUCACUCCUUCGCUUCAUCCCCCCCCCGCUCUGCACUGGAGCAGUACCUCCAUAUUCACGACGCCCUCUACCAGGGUCCAUCCAUCCAUCUAUCUAUCCAUCCGUCCGCCCAUUGCAUCAAGUACCGCAUAUUUUCUGUGCCUAGGGCAUCGUGUCCUGCCAAUACGCUUCCCUCCUUGCCUUAUCCACAUACGCAUCCGUGUAUUUUUACUGGCUCUCUUGCCGCUCGCCUCCUCUGCCUCCUGUGCAGAUAUCGCUGUGUACUAUUGUUAUUUCGUAUCAUUGCAUUUUCACAUUACUUUCACACUAUUGCAUCUGUCUGCACUAUUGUACCUUGCAUCGUUUUCUCUGUCAGCACAUUUCAUUCUGCACUAUUUGAAGCCUGCAUUAUUGCCAUGUACUUUUCCGUCCUUUUGUCCGCAACCCAUCGUAUCCAGACGUGCCAUCAUGCACCGCCUGUUUCUCACCCUCACGCUCGCAUCUCCCUCCGAUUCUGGCUUGAUUCCAUCUGCCGCUCGAUGGCAGCUUUCAAAGCCCAGCAAAGCAGCAACCCACCCAGCGCUGCUUCUCCAUUGACUCGCCUUGCCUCACCAUCCCUGAUCCAACCUAACCCAACCCAACCCAACCCAACCCAACCCAACCCAACCUGAUCCGAUCCGACCUGCCUGAUCUCGUCGCUCGAUUCGUCAUACAUUCUGUAAAAUUGAACUGGGGACAUUCAGUUGAGUCCCCGAGAUGUCAAUCAAAUAAAAGUGGGGCAUCCAGAACA
Polychytrium aggregatum is the source of this 1177-nucleotide messenger RNA. RefSeq lists its product as uncharacterized. The transcript is spliced from 2 exons. The annotation marks the transcript as partial. The record is from RefSeq and is a predicted model, not a curated record. Lineage: Eukaryota; Fungi; Chytridiomycota; Chytridiomycetes; Polychytriales.